Messenger RNA from Aureobasidium uvarum, 471 nucleotides. The record is from the annotation of a GenBank genome assembly. Lineage: Eukaryota; Fungi; Ascomycota; Dothideomycetes; Dothideales; Saccotheciaceae.
AUGGCACAGGCGCAAUGGCAGGGGACAGCCAAUGUCAAAGGCUCCAGCGAGUCUAUGCGCAUGCUGCUACUGACAUUCAGCUUGAUUGGCUUGCAGUAUGUUUACGCGUUGUUGAAGAAGCUCGUGUUCUUGAUGAUUGACAAUUCCGGCAGAUUCACCUGGGGCACUGAGAUGACCUAUUGUACUCCAUAUCUAUUACAACUCGGUCUUACCAAGAGCAAACUAUCGCUUGUUUGGAUAGCUGGACCCCUGUCAGGAUUGAUCAUGCAACCGAUUGUAGGCAUCAUGGCCGACAAGAGCACUUCCAAAUGGGGUCGGCGACGACCAGUCAUGGUUGGUGGUACUGUCAUCGUGAGCAUUUGUCUACUGAUUCUGGGCUGGACCAAGGAGAUUGUUGCUGCAUUCGUCGAAGAAGGAGAGCUGGUUGGUCAAUCCCGAGCGCCAUAUACGAUUGCGAGAACCGUAUCCUGA